Messenger RNA from Caenorhabditis bovis, 714 nucleotides. The record is from the annotation of a GenBank genome assembly. Lineage: Eukaryota; Metazoa; Nematoda; Chromadorea; Rhabditida; Rhabditidae.
AUGUUUCGGUUAGUUCGCGGUACUUUAGCAGCUCCUAGAUUAUUGCAAAUUGUUCGCACCGGCGAAUUUCAUCAGGCAACGGUCGCAUUCAAGAAAAAGGGACACGAGAAGAAGAAAGUGCACAAUCCGAAUCUCACGUCAUUUUCCGGCGAUGACAAUCCGGUGAUUCAGGAGACGACAAAAGAGAUGCAAAGGAUUCAAGAAAUUCUCGGCGAAGAACUUGCUCGCCAUUUUUCGCCGAAAAUCGACAUUCGAUCUUUCGAGGAAGUGAUGGUCAAGCUUGAAACCGGAAAAGAAAAACCGCUUUCGCACAUCGCUCGAGUGUCUCUCAAAUCGCCAUUAAUGGUCAUGAUCAACUUUCAAGACAAUCCGACGGCGAUUAAAGCCGCCAAAUUGGCGCUUCAAAAAUCGAAUUUGAGUGUGACGCCGCAACAAGAAGGCGUCGUGCUCUACGUGAAUGUGCCGCCGAUGAGCAAACAGCGGCGAGAGCAAAUGGCCGCCGAGGCAAAAGGGCGAAUUCUCAACGAGUACAAAAAAGCAUUGAACGAGGUAUAUUCGAAAAGCGACAAAAAAUCGUCGCAAGAGUUCGCGACGAGACCCGACGAAGCGCGCAAAACGCGUCAGGCGCUUUUAAAUCUGAAACACGCCGCCGAGCAACGCGGACUGCAGCUCAUCGACUCGAAGCGCCAAGAGCUUCUCAAACAAAUCGUUUAG